This is a messenger RNA of Macroventuria anomochaeta, 759 nucleotides long. RefSeq lists its product as uncharacterized. The transcript has 2 exons. The coding region runs from base 252 to 716 and encodes 154 amino acids. Lineage: Eukaryota; Fungi; Ascomycota; Dothideomycetes; Pleosporales; Didymellaceae. The record is from RefSeq and is a predicted model, not a curated record.
GGCUCAGCCUCCAAAGCUGUGCCACUAAAUACGUCCUGCAAUGAAGCGGGCUUUGGACAACCCGACAUUCUUAUGGAGGCAUCGGCGUUACAUCGUGGCAUUCAGGAGGCUAUUGGCCAACAUUCGGCUCAUGAGAGCAAGUAUAAAGAACUAGGCAACAUCUCUCGAACAGAACGCUGCUCACAAAGUUCUCUGUCCUUCAAACCAGUCCCAACAUCAGCCCCAAUUAUUUCGUUCUCCAAACCGCCACCAUGCUCGCCAAAGUAUCCGCAAUCGUGCUCAUAGCCGCUACUUGUAUCGCAACUCCCACUCCCAACAAGGCCGUUCCUUACUCCUGGGCCGUUCACAACUUCAACGGCACCUGCUCCGCAGCGACCUGCUGGGCAUGGGGCUUCAGCAUCUCCAGCCCUAUCGGCCCCUCAGACCAGCCUGCUUUCAAAGCGAUUGAUUGCAGUCUCGACAGCAGGAUCAAUGAGCACCAAGCCUGUAGAGAUGUAGAUAUCAACGUGCCUGGCAGUGUGGCCGUUCAAAUUGACGGCGCUAGUCAGUUUGGGGGCUUGCUGAGUGUGCAGUAUACUUUCCAACAGGGACCUAUCAGGUAUACAUACUAUGGAAAUUAUUCCGUUGUGCGGUGUGGUGAUGGGGUUCAGCCGGAUUAUCUUCAGCCUGCUGAGUUCAGUAUUGUGCCGCACGCGGUGUCUGCUGUGGGACUUUGAGGUUGUGGUGUGGUCACCAUAGUCACGAUAUAGGCAAUGAGAG